Messenger RNA from Cyclopterus lumpus (lumpfish), 3642 nucleotides. RefSeq names its product methionine adenosyltransferase II, alpha a (gene mat2aa). Gene Ontology annotation, cellular component: cytosol; methionine adenosyltransferase complex. Gene Ontology annotation, biological process: S-adenosylmethionine biosynthetic process. Gene Ontology annotation, molecular function: ATP binding; methionine adenosyltransferase activity. The coding region runs from base 18 to 1427 and encodes 469 amino acids. The transcript is spliced from 9 exons. The record is from RefSeq and is a predicted model, not a curated record. NCBI's taxonomy places the organism in Eukaryota, Metazoa, Chordata, Actinopteri, Perciformes, Cyclopteridae.
ACGCCCAUCUGCACCACAUGGCGUGUGCUCAGCAACAACAUUGGCUGCACAGAAACAACUCGAAGAAGCUGAACAGCUGUCCAGUCCCCCUCUGCACUCUGACCCACAACUACUCACACACACACAGUGCGCGUGAGCAGGAGACCCAGGUGAAGGCUGAAAAAUCCGGUCCAGUUCCUUCUCCCCGUGUAUCUGGACGGCUAGCUUGUCAGCUAACUGUGCGCGCGUUGGCUAAAAUGAACGGACAUCAGAACGGUUUCCAUAACAACUCGCUCAUCGAUGACGACUGCUUCCUCUUCACGUCUGAGUCCGUCGGAGAGGGACACCCAGAUAAGAUUUGUGACCAAAUCAGUGAUGCCGUGUUGGAUGCACAUCUCAGACAAGACCCUGAUGCCAAAGUAGCAUGUGAGACUGUUGCUAAGACGGGGAUGAUCCUGCUGGCGGGCGAGAUCACCUCCAGGGCCAAUGUUGACUACCAGAAGAUUGUCAGGGACACAAUCAAACACAUAGGUUAUGAUGACUCCUCCAAAGGCUUUGACUACAAGACCUGCAAUGUGUUGGUGGCUUUGGAGCAGCAGUCCCCCGACAUUGCUCAGGGUGUUCACCUGGAUCGAAAAGAGGAGGAUGUGGGAGCUGGUGACCAGGGUCUCAUGUUCGGAUAUGCCACUGAUGAGACGGAGGAGUGUAUGCCCCUCACCAUUGUCCUGGCUCACAAACUCAAUGCCAAGAUGGCUGAAUUGCGCCGAAAUGGAACAUUGCCGUGGCUCCGACCCGAUUCCAAAACUCAGGUGACAAUUCAGUACAGACAGGAUCAAGGAGCCAUGGUGCCGUUGCGUGUCCACACCAUUGUGGUCUCAGUGCAGCACGACGAGGCCAUAUGUUUGGAUGAGAUGCGCAAAUGUCUGAAGGAGCAGGUGGUGAAAGCGGUGGUUCCCAGUGGCUACCUUGAUGAGGAAACCGUAUACCACCUGCAGCCCAGUGGACGCUUUGUCAUUGGAGGACCGCAGGGUGAUGCUGGUCUGACCGGGCGUAAGAUCAUUGUUGAUACUUACGGUGGCUGGGGUGCCCAUGGAGGCGGAGCCUUUUCUGGGAAGGACUACACAAAAGUAGAUCGCUCUGCUGCCUAUGCUGCCCGCUGGGUGGCCAAAUCCCUGGUGAAAGCUGGGCUCUGCAAGCGUGUGUUGGUCCAGGUAUCCUAUGCUAUUGGAAUUGCGCAUCCACUCUCCAUCUCUAUCUUCCACUUUGGGACCUCCCAGAGGAGCGAGAAGGAGCUGCUGGAAAUUGUGCAGAAGAACUUUGACCUCCGUCCAGGAGUCAUCGUGAGGGAUCUUGACCUGAAGAAGCCAAUCUACCAGCGCACAGCAGCUUAUGGUCACUUUGGCCGUGACUUCUUUUCAUGGGAGGUGCCCAAAGUGCUGAAAUACUGACCCCCUCCUCCUAUCUUUGAGCGGGCCUUAGGUGCACUACAGAUACACCUGUAUGUCUACUUCCCUCCUUUCUCCUCCUCCCCCCUCUUCCUGCUCACACACACAGCCACCACAGCCUCUACUUCAUAAAACAACACUUCUGGUAUUCCUCAUCUUUUUAAAUUUAGAAUCUCACUGAAGUUUAGUUGUAUAACGGAUCAGUGGUGGGAAUCCUAUGCUGCUUCUUUUUUUUUAAUGGCAACAUGUUAUUUCCCAUUUUGCCUAACUUCGUUGGGUUAAUGGCAGUCUAGCAUUGCAAAAACAUCAGCGCCGUUCCCUUGACACCCUUAACCUCUGUUUUUGACAUUUUGAUAGAACAAAAAGGGUCAAACACUUCUCAAUUUAUACACAACCUGCUCAUUUCCUUAUUUGCGCUGUCCCUUCAGGCCAUUUUUUUCUGACGUUUUACAGAGAAGUCAGAAGCUGCUAAUGACCUUGUGGUUAUGUUGGGCUGUGCAAUGAAGUCACUCCAUUUUUAAAAAAUUAUUUUGUCAUGAAUGUUCCAUAUGAUGUUAAACGUGUCAAUGUUCUACUGACCAAGAUAUAGACACGAUGCAGUACUCCCUUCCCCCUACCCGAGACUGACUCUGGGUGUAGCUACAGAGAAACUCGACUCAGUCACCUCUGGGUAGGGGCUGCAUUCCUCCCAUGGCUGAAUCAUACUUUCAUUUAGAGAAUGGUGUUCGACUGUUUGUGAGACCUAAUAGUUUGAGGGACAACUGAGUGAUGUGUAAAUCUAAAAGCUGUUUUCCUCUCAGUUGCACAUUAUCCCACUGCUCUUAUUGGCAAGACCUGCCGUGUGAAGCUGGUUUAGGCUUAGAGAGCGAGGAUUAGUUCAAGUUGGGCAUAGACCUCGAGUAGUUGUGGGGGGGGGGGUCAGGAUAACCAAUUGGUCAGGGCAUAGGACUCAAAACAAAUCAAGGAACCAGUACCUCGUGGAGCAUUGGCACAGAAGAACAUGAAGAGUAGAGCCAAAGACCGACCAAGAGCCACAGUUAGCGUAGUGAAUGUACAACAUCGUAUUACUGCUCUCGUCUUCCCAGCAGAGUUAGUUUUGUACACAUGAGGAAGUGGGACCGUGAGAAAUGAUUCACAAACAUAAGGGUAACAUAUUCCCUUAUGUUUGUGGAUUUGGAAUCUUCCACUGGAAUUGCACCAAUUGUUACCAAAAGUGAAGAGGUCUCUAUUUUGGUGAUCAAUGUUUAGGAGUUCCAAAAUGAGUGUUGAGCUUGCAGCUUUUCUUUUUUGUAUUUUUUUUUAAUUUUAUUUACUUUUUAGUAGUUUUUAAAAGCAGUCUUUACACUGUACCCAAAGGAUGGUACAAGUCUCAUAUUUCCUGACUAGUUUGAAACCAUCCUGAUUUGUCAAGAUUGUCCCUGCCGUUGUUCUUUGAGGAAAUCCAGAUAAAGAGAGAAAAGAUAUGUGCCAGGGACUCUGGUCAGAUAUGAUGUUUUGAACACUCAUUAUAUGCUUCCCCCGUUUCCCUUCUCCUCAACCUGUAUCCUCACAAUAUAGUUGCAGAGUUAAGCCUAAGCCAGCUGUAAGACUGAGUUAGGUUAGUAUUCAUCUUAAAAUCACCGGUUGGUACGUUGUCUGAGCUGUGUGUCUAAAAAUGUCUUCAUUGUGUAGCUAGGUGGCACUGUGUCCUCGCAUAUAAUACUGAGAUUCUGAUUUUCUUUUUUCUACUCCAUAACACGGAUAUCUCGUCUUGAGCUUGGCUGCUGUGCACUCAGCUUGAGUGUGCUUCAGAGAAAGCUCCGAUAGGAUCCCUUAGAGUGGUGCUGAGAGCAUUUUAAGUAAUCUGUCUGAGUGGUCGUCUGGUGAGAUGGCUCAACCUCCCAAAGAUCUUUUUUACAAUAUGUUUGCAUCCUCCUGCUCAUCCACAGACACCAAUGAUUGGUUGGUGUUGUACAGAGAAACCAGCCUGUUUACAUGGUCUCCUGUGGGGGGGUUUGUAGGUUUAUUUUAUUUCUUUUGAAUCAUUUUUUAAAAACUAUUAGUAAGUCUGUUAGUGUGGCUGCUGAAUGUGAAAAAGUGCCUGUUGAAUCCUCCCCAUGUGUCUACCCUGAGGUUGCUAACUCUCCCUCUUCAAUAAUUCAUACUGAGGAGUCUGAUUUGUGGCGUUUCUCUCUCAAAACCUUGGAAAAAUAAACUGCACUCUUCCCUGUGCUCAUUG